Molecule: messenger RNA, 1650 nt
Organism: Oryza brachyantha (malo sina)
Lineage: Eukaryota; Viridiplantae; Streptophyta; Magnoliopsida; Poales; Poaceae
Product: acyl transferase 4
Exons: 2
Coding region: 109-1437 (442 amino acids)
Source: RefSeq, a predicted model, not a curated record
CACCACCACCACAAAAGGUGUUAAGCUGCAGCCUGCACGUUAGCCAACCCAGCCGGCGCGGCCACCGAUAUAUUCUCCGGCGAGGGCGACGACGACGAGCUACGUAGCAUGGGGUUCACGGUGCUGAGGACGAGCCGGGAGUACGUGCAGCCGAGCGCGGCGACGCCGUCAGGCGAGCUGGAGCUGUCCAUCAUCGACCGCGUGGUGGGGCUGCGCCACCUGGUGCGCUCGCUGCACAUCUUCACCGGCGCCGCCGGCGGAGACGGCAGGCCGGCUCCGACGUCGGCGUCGCCGGCGCGCGUGAUUAAGGAGGCGCUGGGGAAGGCGCUGGUGGACUACUACCCGUUCGCCGGGCGGUUCGCGGACGGCGCCGGCGGGCCCGGGAGCGCGCGCGUGGAGUGCACCGGCGAGGGCGCGUGGUUCGUGGAGGCCGUCGCCGGCUGCAGCCUCGACGACGUGAACCGGCUCGACCACCCGCUCAUGAUCCCCGAGGACGACCUCCUCCCCGACGCCGCCCCCGGCGUGCAGCCGCUCGACCUCCCCCUUAUGAUGCAGGUGACGGAGUUCACGUGCGGUGGGUUCGUGGUGGGGCUGAUCUCGGUGCACACGCUGGCGGACGGGCUGGGCGCCGGGCAGUUCAUCAACGCCGUGGGCGACUACGCCCGCGGGCUGGACAGGCCCAGGGUGAGCCCGAUCUGGGCCCGCGAGGCCAUCCCGAGCCCGCCCAAGCUGCCCCCCGGCCCGCCGCCGGAUCUGACGAUGUUCCAGCUCCGGCACGUCACCGUCGACCUGAGCCUCGACACCAUCAACAAGGCCAAGUCCUCCUACUUCGCCUCCACCGGCCAGCGCUGCUCCACCUUCGACGUCGCCAUCGCCAGGACGUGGCAGGCCCGCACCCGGUCGCUCCGCCUCCCCGACCCUUCCUCCCGCGUCAACCUCUGCUUCUUCGCCAACACCCGCCACCUCAUGCACGCCGCCGCCUGGCCCAAGGACGCCGCCGCCGGCAAUGGCAAUGGCGGCGGAGCCGGGUUCUACGGCAACUGCUUCUACCCGGUGUCGGUGGUGGCGGAGAGCGGGGCGGUGGAGGCGGCGGACGUGGCGGGGGUGGUGGGGAUGAUCCGGGAGGCGAAGGCGAGGCUGCCGGCGGAGUUCGCGCGGUGGGCGGUGGGCGACUUCCGCGACGACCCCUACGAGCUGAGCUUCACGUACGACUCCCUGUUCGUGUCGGACUGGACGCGGCUGGGGUUCCUGGAGGCGGACUACGGGUGGGGGGCGCCGUCGCACGUCGUGCCGUUCGCCUACCACCCGUUCAUGGCCGUCGCCAUCAUCGGCGCGCCGCCGGCGCCCAAGUCCGGCGCCAGGAUCAUGACGCAGUGCGUCGAGGACGACCACCUGCCGGCCUUCAUGGACGAGAUCAAGGCGUUCGACAAGUUCUAAUCCAUCCAUCCAUCGAUUCAUCUGCUUUGUGUAAUUGUGCUUGUCAUGCAUGGAACGUGAACUGUGAAAAAAAAAGCUACUGUUACGUGUUUAAUGGGCUUUAUUUUUUGUUGGGUUGGGCCGACACGAUUAGCAAAAGAAUUUAGUGGAGGCCCACUUGUAAUAAGACAAUCGUCAUUGUGGAUUAGUAAAAGUGGUUACGGAUUUCUUAAG